AGCCGGUAUAAAUUUUAACCUAUUCAGCAUUUCCCUAACCAGAAAGCGGCGAAGCUGAGAGAAUGAAGGUAGCUCCCAAAGUGAUAUUGCUCUUCAACGAUUCGCACGGCUCCGGUGCCGCCAUCUUCAGCGCUCUCAGGCCAUGCCCUAACUCCGACCUUCAACAUCGCGAAGAAUCUUUUCAUCUGUCACUGGAAAAGUACGGAAUCCGAGAUCUUAAUGCUUCUGGAAAGAUCCUCCAUUUCGAAUCUCCCACAGGUGUUUAUGAGGUCUCUGUGUUGCUUUUAGAAAGUUACGAGCCUCCAAUAUUAGCUUGUGCUGUUAGUGAAACUUUGGCUGCUGUAGCAGCUGGGGAAUCAUCAUCUGUGCCUACAAUGGUAGUCCCAUUUGUUGUUCCGGGAACUAAGCUGAGGGCAGAGAGUAAAUUUUCUGCCACUACGGACAACACUCAAAUAUAUGGGUUGCAGUUUGGGCCGUCUAACGAUGAGACUCAGGCGUUGAGCUUGAAAUUGCCAAAUCCACCACCGUCUUUACAGAUUUUUCAUGAACAAUUGGCCUGCUUUCUCCAAUUUAUCCGCGUAUUGAUGUUGCCGACAAUAGUGUUGAUUGGGAAAACUGGUCAGAGUACACACAGCCUGACAUCAGAUGAGCAGCUUCAGGCUAUAUAUCAGAUUGGAGAGCAUCUGGCCAGCUUCUCGCCACUUUGCCUAUCAAGAGAGAGGAUAACAUUGGAGUCUUCGGCGAAGGUUAGUAGGGAGAAUGAAGAGCCUUGGCGUGCACUGUAUGGCUGAAUUUUUGAAAAUUGUUUUGUUUCAGGCUUUUAUUGACCAUGUUAAACUUGUUUGAAUUUACAUAGUAAAAUUAUCUGUUGAUAUGUAAACAAUGUUGUUUAAAUAUAUAAAUAUAAAUAUUGUCUCCUAGCUUUAUUGUGUAUGUUUCUUUAAAAACUUUAUCGUGUACUACGUAUGUCUUAAAUAUGUUGUUAAACUGGUCUCUGGUAACUGGAAAUUACUUCUCUAUGCCCAAAAAAAAUUACUUCACACCUCUCUUUUUGAACGAUCGACAUUUCUUGGUUAAAGUUUUAUAAACUUGGAUCUCGAUAUAUGAAAAAAACAUACUUUAUUUCAAUAUAAAUGUAAUAUGAGAUUCUAACAACAACAACAACCCAGUUAAAUCCCACAAGAGUAGGGUCUGGGGAGGGUGUGUGUACGCAGACCUUGCCCCUACUCGAAAGUAGAGAGGCUGUUUCCAAAGAGACCCCCGGCUCAACAUCGAAAGUUGCAGUGUUUGACUAACUGCUACUUCAUUAAUUAAAGAAGCGCAGAUAGUUUAGAGAUCCAUUUUGAUUUAUUCCAUCACACCCCAAAGCCAAAAAUGGUGAAAUUUUGACUCCAUCNAGUUAAAUCCCACAAGAGUAGGGUCUGGGGAGGGUGUGUGUACGCAGACCUUGCCCCUACUCGAAAGUAGAGAGGCUGUUUCCAAAGAGACCCCCGGCUCAACAUCGAAAGUUGCAGUGUUUGACUAACUGCUACUUCAUUAAUUAAAGAAGCGCAGAUAGUUUAGAGAUCCAUUUUGAUUUAUUCCAUCACACCCCAAAGCCAAAAAUGGUGAAAUUUUGACUCCAUCGGAGAUGAUGGAAAAGUAAUAUGAGAUUCUAAAUUUUUAUAAAAUAUAUCCACAUAUAGAUGUAGAUAUCAAUGAACAAAGUGUUAUUCU
Molecule: messenger RNA, 1716 nt
Organism: Cuscuta campestris
Lineage: Eukaryota; Viridiplantae; Streptophyta; Magnoliopsida; Solanales; Convolvulaceae
Source: the annotation of a GenBank genome assembly